Molecule: messenger RNA, 246 nt
Organism: Plasmopara halstedii
Lineage: Eukaryota; Oomycota; Peronosporomycetes; Peronosporales; Peronosporaceae
Exons: 2
Coding region: 1-246 (81 amino acids)
Source: RefSeq, a predicted model, not a curated record
AUGCAGGAUACUAUGGGAUUUGAGAAGCUUACACAAAAACUUCUAAAUGAUGCUAUCUCUAACUACAACGAUACCACUCAUUCAUCCAUAAACGCUACACCAAAUGAAAUGGAAGGGAGGGUUAUAUUUGACGAAAUUGAACACAAUAAACGAGUGGUUAAGCAAGUUCAAAAAGGCAUUCCGACUGGUUCUAUUGUACGUUAUCGUUUGAAUCCGAAGCCAUUUGAAAAAGAAGAUGCGUAUUAA